AUGAAAUUAUAUUGUAGUUCAAUAUUAUGUUCAUGGAUAUAUUGUUUAAUAAGUUUUAUUGAUACUCUUAUGUUUGCUUUAACAGGAUAUAUGGAUGUAUUUACAUUUCGAUUAUUAAUAUUUCUUGCUCAUUUUGUUGUUUUAAUUGCAGAAAUAUUAUUUCUAUUUAUUUUAAUACUUUGUUCAAAAGGUUAUUUAAUUGUAAAAAUUCAAUUGAGAAACAGAGUUAUUACUGAAAUAAUAUUAAUUAUUCUAUUAUAUCUAAGUGUGCAGAUCAGUAUUCUUAUUAUGAUGAUCAUAUUUGUUGAUCAAAUAUUUAUUAAUGAAAAAAUAUUUCCUAUAUGUGAUUAUAUUCAAAUAAUUCUGUAUUUAUUAGUUUAUAUCUGGUUUUUAAUUAAUGCAAUUACGAUUUUAUUAAAUAUUCUCAAUAUUUUACCAAAUCCUCAAGUAACAAUUUCUAAAGCAAUUCAAAUAAGUAACCAAUGUUUAGCAUAUUGUAUUUUUCUAUUUAUUCUUCGAAAAAAACAUUUUUUCUUACAAACUAAAUUAAAUCAAAUUAAUAUAACAUAUGUUCAUUCAAUAACAUCAAAAUCUCAUUCGAAUCAAAUAUCAACAAGAGAAAUAGUCAGUGAUAUUAAUUCAUAUGAAUUCACUGAUUUAUGUUAUGAUGAAGUUAAUACAUGGGUAUCCAGAUUUCGAAUACCAUUUAAAUCUUCUGAAUCACUUCCUCGACUUGAACCACGUCGAGAUGUAAAAUUAAAAUCUCUAGCUAAAUCAUCUCAAUCUUCAAUGUGUAUUGUUCCACGUCGUUUAGCAACACUUAAUUCAAAUGAUCAAUUUUAA
Adineta steineri is the source of this 843-nucleotide messenger RNA. The record is from the annotation of a GenBank genome assembly. NCBI's taxonomy places the organism in Eukaryota, Metazoa, Rotifera, Eurotatoria, Adinetida, Adinetidae.